AUGUUUCGUAAUGUUACUGGCGCACAAGAAGCUGCUGUACAUAGACAAUCACUCGAUAGUUUACCGAAUGGUAGUAAGCCGAUUCGAUUAAUCAAGGAUAUUCAGUCAGAUGAUAUUGCGGAAGCCUAUUCGGAUCUGAAGAAUAAAUGGUCCAAUCAGCGCGAACAGUUAAUUGAAAACUUAGGACAACUAGAGAAACAUAGUAAACAAUUUCCUCAAGAUAUUCAACACGUGAAAAAUCUCAUCGAAUGUCUCAAUGAACUGAUCAACAAUGGCGAAAUCGAUAAAAAUUGCCAUGGACUAUUAAAUGAUACAAAUGAAAGUAUCCAACCAGCACCUGAAACCUACGCUCUACCUCGAAAAUCAUUAGGUAAUAGAUCUAUACGAUUAGCACGACAUUCUUCGAAAACGAUACCUGACGAUGAAAGUUGUUCGUCGGAAAAAAUAUCAUCAAGAACAACUUUAACACAGCAGACUGACCGCCGACGAAAUCCCGAUCGACAACAACGAACCAAAAAGGUCGACUACGAUGACUUGUCAAGAUUAGAUCGAUCUACUGGAAAUAUGACAGCUGGUAUCAAGUUCUAUGCUGUUGCUGAGCAUUUUCGUAAUGAUCAGUCUGAUUCGAAAAGAAGCAGUGACAGAAAGCAUUAUUUUGCGUCAUCCGUAAUAGAGUGA
Messenger RNA from Adineta ricciae, 678 nucleotides. The record is from the annotation of a GenBank genome assembly. NCBI's taxonomy places the organism in Eukaryota, Metazoa, Rotifera, Eurotatoria, Adinetida, Adinetidae.